AUGGCAACCCUCGGAGGCUACCUCAAUAAGAAAGUCCUCAUUGUGACGUCGGACUCACGAAUCUUGGUGGGCACAUUGGAAGCUGCGGACCAGUCCACGAACCUCGUAAUACCCCUUCCCCUCCCCCCUUCACAACUCUCUCUCGAGUCUUCUGAGCUGCACCUAGCUAACACACAUCUUGCGCCCCAGGUCCUCAGCAGUGCCCAAGAGCGAGUCAUCCAAACCCCCGAGAGUGGCGAACCCUCUGUCGAAGUGCCCCUCGGCCUCUAUCUCGUCCGAGGCGACAAUGUCUGCACGAUCGGCCUGGUAGACGAGGCGCUAGACGAGAGCAUUGACUGGACCCAAGUCAAGGGUUCUGCUAUUGGAGGAACCAAGCACGUAUGA
Colletotrichum paranaense is the source of this 384-nucleotide messenger RNA. Its product is annotated as LSM domain-containing protein. Gene Ontology annotation, molecular function: RNA binding. Gene Ontology annotation, cellular component: precatalytic spliceosome; U4/U6 x U5 tri-snRNP complex; U6 snRNP. The record is from RefSeq and is a predicted model, not a curated record. Gene Ontology annotation, biological process: mRNA splicing, via spliceosome. The transcript is spliced from 2 exons. Bases 1 to 384 code for a protein of 127 amino acids. Lineage: Eukaryota; Fungi; Ascomycota; Sordariomycetes; Glomerellales; Glomerellaceae.